AUGCCUGAGUUUGUUUUUGCUGCUGGGGUGGGUGGUUCCCUUAAAGAUGGCCCUAUUGCUGGUGAGAAAAGAGCUCGUACCCAGGAGAUGGUGGAUGUUGGCGGAUUGGAAUCGGACGAGCCGUCUCCCCCUCUUCCUCCAAUCCCAAUGAGUUUUAAGGAUAAAGUUUAUGGGGAUUUUGGUAUUGUGGAGGACCAAAUGGUGAUUAGUGAUGAUGAUGUUGUAAUUAAGCAAGGAGCAAUUCCUUCAAUCCAAUUCUCAGGCAAAGUAAAGAGCUCGCUAUAUCAGCCUUGGCGUUCUGCUAUAAUUAUUAAGCUCAUGGGUCGUCCUCUGGCUUACACCUUUCUCAGAUCUCGUCUUCUUCACAGAUGGGCAAUUAAGGGUCCAAUGAGCUUAAUUGAUCUAGAGAAUAACUAUUUCAUUGUGAAGUUCUUGUAUGAGGAAGAUAUGAGAUAUAAGGAGAAGAUCACCCAUAUGACUGCUUGGGUUCAAAUUAAUGGGCUGAAUGUUGAAUAUUUUCGUGCUGAUGUUAUGGAAAAAAUUGGAAAUCUUGUUGGUGCUACGGUCAAGGUGGAUGCUCAUACUCUUAGUCAAGCCCGUGGUAAGUUUGCUCGAAUUUGUGUAGAACUUGAUUUGGCUAAGCCUCUUACCCCAUUCAUUGAGAUUGAAGGCCUCAAACAGCAGGUUCCAGAGUCAGAUAAUGUUGAUGGUAUGGAGGAUAUUUCUGAUGUCCAGGUCGAUGUGAAUUCUGAUACUGCUGUAAAGGAGGUUGAGGUUCCAGCAAAAAUGCACGGGGAAUGGAUGUUGUUGAAGCCAAGGAAUUUUAGGAAGAAGAGCAUGAAUGAUAUAGGGAAGGGUUCUGAGCUUAGCAAGAGGAAUACAAAUGAUGCUGGUACUAAAGUUGUUAGUCCUGUCUUUAGCUCUCGUUUUAAUGUGUUGACUGAGGAGGUUGGUAGAGAAGAGGAUAUGGAGGGAUCUACUCCUGUUAAGAAUAGUGGUUCUACUUCUAAAAGACAGGGUUUUUCUGCUAAUACUUAUUCUGCUAAGGUAAAAAGUGCUGGGGUGAAAUCUUCUUCCUCUCGUGACUCUGGCACAUGGGUGUUUAAAAAACCUCUUAAGGACAUUACCAAUUCCGUGGUAGCUACUUCUGGUGGUGGUGGUGUUAAAAAUGAUUCUGUUUUAAGAAGGCCUUGGAAGAAUAGAGCUGGGGCUAAACCUUUCUCUUGUAAUGAUAUUGAACAUGUGGGGCUGCAAGUCAAUGGCUCUGAUGUUCAAGAUGAUGUUCGAGAUAAGUUUUCUUUUAAUUUGGGUGGCUCUCUUUUUCCAAAGUUGCCUUUGGAUAAGGGAGGCUUAUUUUUUGGUCAUGAACCUCCUGAUAUCAAUGAGUUUGAGCCUUCUGAUGCGAGUGAUAUGGAUCAUCAGGGUAAUUUCGCUGAAAAUUGUGAGUCUGAUACUGGACUGGAAGCUGAUAGCUCUUUUGAGCUUGAUGGUUUUGAAGCUGUUGAGGUUGAGCAUGUGCAGAUUUGGGAUCUGAAAAAGGCUUAUGCCAUUGAUGUGUUUGCUGUUCUCGAGCCUCAAAUAAGUGGCCCUAGGGCUCUCAAUGUUGCCCAAAGUUUGGGUUUUUCUCAUUACCAUAUUGUUGAUGCUUCUGGUUUUUCUAGGGGUGUUUGGUUGUUGUGGAAUGGGAAUUCGGUUUCUCUCCAAGUUGUUGCGCACUCUAGCCAAUCUAUCACUGCGAUAAUAACAUUGAGGAAUCAUAGGUGGCUCCUUACUGUUGUUUAUGCAAACCCUUGCUUUGGGAUUCGAGAAGCUUUGUGGAAGUACUUUGAUGGUCUUAUUGAAGUUUCCAAUCUGCCUUGGCUUGUUCUAGAUCAAGGUGGUAAAAGGUUUGUUGAGUGGAUUGAUCGUAACCAUUUGGUUGACUUGGGUUUCUCUGGGGCAAAGUUUACUUGGUGUAAUAAACGGAAUGCUGACGGAAUUAUUUGGAAGAGGCUUGAUAGGGGUCUUUGUAGUAUUGAUUGGCGUCUAUUGUUCCCUGAGGCUCACCUCCUGCAUCUUCCUAGGGUGAACUCAGAUCACUGUCCUAUUUUGGUGUGCCUUGACUCCCAACAUUAUCCUUAUAAAGCAAAUGUGCCUUUUUGUUUUCAAGCCAUGUGGAUGUCUCAUCCUGAUUUUAAGGAAUUUGUUACGAACCUUUGGGGCUCUGGUGAUGGUCAUGUUUUUGGGUGUUUAUUUACAAAGAAAAGGCGACUGUUAGCUAGACUUGCAGGAAUUCAAAAAAAACUUUGUCAUGAGCAUAAUCCUUUCCUUAGUGAGUUUGAGGUUGAGCUUACUAAAGAUUACAAUUUACUGCUGGAUUAA
Messenger RNA from Prunus armeniaca (apricot), 2361 nucleotides. Lineage: Eukaryota; Viridiplantae; Streptophyta; Magnoliopsida; Rosales; Rosaceae. The record is from the annotation of a GenBank genome assembly.